Molecule: messenger RNA, 2007 nt
Organism: Moesziomyces antarcticus
Lineage: Eukaryota; Fungi; Basidiomycota; Ustilaginomycetes; Ustilaginales; Ustilaginaceae
Exons: 1
Coding region: 1-2007 (668 amino acids)
Source: RefSeq, a predicted model, not a curated record
AUGUUCAGCUCCAUCGUUCACCAUCCUUGCGAGAUCUCGCUCCACCUGGUCUCGCAAGACAUCUUUGUCCAUCCUCCGCCCCCCAACACCGAAAUUCCCGGCGAUGACAAGACCCUUCGUGGCCUCGUCGAGAUCAAGUGCCCCAGCGAACGCCACAUCCAGGGCGUCCGAGUCGUCCUCCAGGGCGUUCAGACGCUCGCCAUUCCAGAGAAUGCUUCGGCCUCCGCCUCCUCCAUCCGAUGGGAGGAAAAGGUCAUCACGGAAAAGACGGUCGAGAUCAUGAACGACGGUACCCCUGGCGCCAUCAACGUCCGUCCCUCGCGCUCCAAGGGCAAGGAGAAGGAGAAACAGCCCAACUGCAACGUCUCUGAGGGCCUCCAUCUCGAAAAGGGCAUCCACGGCUUCGAGUUCGCCUUCAUCAUUCCUGCCUCCACCGCUCCCUUUGAGCGUAGCAAGCACGGUCGCGUUCGCUACAUCCUGACCGCCACCGCCCUUGGCGCCGGCCGUGCACGCAACAACAUCUCCACAUGGAAGGAGAUCUUCAUCAUUCUUCACGUCAACUCCGACGGCGGUCCCGCCCCCCUCGACAUCCAGUACCACGACGUUCACGAGGCGCUCGGCCCGCUUUCCGUCUCAUUGACCUCGGCGUCCCUGACCGUAGGAGGCACAGCCAAUCUGAAUCUCUACCAUCCCGAUCCACCCGCGGGACUCAACGUGCACGUCGUGCGCGUCUUCCUCGAGCAGACCUUCGAGCUCUACAGCGAGGUACGCAAGGGCUGGCUCAAGCUGCCCACCGAGAAGCUCCGACUGUGGGAGAAGGGCUAUAUGCCCUACAAGACCAAGCAGCACACCGAUGCCGUCGGUCCCGAAGACUCGAUCUGGAUCGGCGACAUGGAGCACGGCGCCGCUGGUCGCCCCGGUCGUGGUGCCGGAAACGGACCGGCCAACCUUUCCCCCUUUGGCCUGCCCCUAAACGGAUCGGCGUCGGCACCAGUGACACCCAUGGAACCCGCCACGCCCAUGCAUCUCGAGAAUGGUUACAGGAUCAAGUCGGUCGUGCGCCUGCCGGACGACAACAUCCUCCGUCCCAGCACCGUCCGAGGCUCGCGUGCCGAGAUCCGCGUGAGCCACGAGAUGGGCGCCGAGGUCUUUUUCUCGCGCAAGGACGUUCUGGACACGCGCGAAGACAGCGAUAGCUUUGGCAAGCCAAAGGUGCAGGUCUUUUCCAUGCGCAGGGCCACCACCAUCCCUUCGUGCUGCUGCACGUUUGACACCAUCCACCUGCCUCCCUACUCGCUCGAGUCGCCCUCCAGCUCCAGGCCUUCUUCGCCCACACCGCCGUCAUCGCUGCGCAACUCGCAUCCCGAGCUGGAACACUGGAAGCGCACCACCACGCUCAACAACCUGCUACCCGGCUCGCGAGGCAGCUCAGCUUUCAACUCGGCCGCCAACUCCCGAGCAGGCUCGCGUGCUGGCUCGCGCGACACCUCACCCACACGACACGGCUUUGCAUCGCACUUUGGCACCUCGGGACGAAAGAGCCGCAACUCGAGUCCGACUCGCAACAACCGCGGAAGGUCGGGUAACGGUUUAAGCAGCAUCGGGCUGCACGCGCUCACGCCUGCAUCGGCCGGCCACAUCGACCAAAACGGCAGCCACCGCAAUCACGGCUACUCGACGCCGCGCUCGCUGCCGGACAACGUGCCGUGGGCGGUCAGCUAUCUUCCGGAUCGAACGGGCACCUCGCACGACACGUGCAACUGCGGUCGCACCACCGAGGAGCUGACUGAAGCAGAGCAGCGUCUGCUCGAGGGCGUACCCACCGCUCCGGGCGCAUGGGUCGAGAAUACGGAUGCCAACGUGCCGCCGCCGCCGUGGGCGCCUCCGUCGCGCGCCAGCAGCCCGGUCUCGGGAUGGCAUUAUGGCCCUGGAUCGGCACGCGAGGGCUUCCGUCCGCGAGGCAAGCUCGCUGAACUCGAAACGCCGUAUGGCAGUCCAUCGGCAUAA